Triticum aestivum (bread wheat) is the source of this 525-nucleotide messenger RNA. Its product is annotated as putative glycine-rich cell wall structural protein 1. Bases 1 to 525 code for a protein of 174 amino acids. The record is from RefSeq and is a predicted model, not a curated record. NCBI's taxonomy places the organism in Eukaryota, Viridiplantae, Streptophyta, Magnoliopsida, Poales, Poaceae. The transcript has a single exon.
AUGGCAGUCACUAAAUGCUUAGCUCUUGGUUUGAUUGUCGUGUUUGGCAUUGGGUUAGCCAAUGCUGCGAGGGUAGCUAAAUACUCUAGUUCCGAAGGAACCGGCACGGGAGGAGGAGAGGGUGGUGGUUCCGUCAAUGGUGCUGGAUCAGGGUCUGGGGUUGCUGUUGGGUCUGCAGGAAAUGGUGAAAAUGGGGGGUUCGUCCAUGGAAGUGGUGGUGGUGGAGGAGGAGGUGGCGGUGGUGGACAAAAUGGUGGGUCUGGACGUGGAUCUGGAUCUGCCUUGGGCUCAGGCUCGACCCAGAUUGGUCCAGACCCUUUUGGUGGAUCUUCUAGUGCUAGUGGUCAUGGUGGCGGUCGAGGCGGAGGACAAGUUAGAGGCUACGAUGGAUCUAGUGGUUCUGGGAAUGGUGGCGGCACUGGCUCUGGCGCUAGUGAGUCAAACAAUGGGUACUGGUCCGGUGGUGCUUAUGCCAAUGCUAAUGCUUCUGGCAACGGUGGAGGGAGAGGUUGUUGGGGAUCGUAG